Molecule: messenger RNA, 213 nt
Organism: Closterium sp. NIES-65
Lineage: Eukaryota; Viridiplantae; Streptophyta; Zygnematophyceae; Desmidiales; Closteriaceae
Source: the annotation of a GenBank genome assembly
CGACCUGAGCUCCAACCAACUGUCUGGUCCCAUUCCCAAGGAGAUUGGUUCUAUGAUCGCCCUCACCACACUUGAUCUUUCGGAAAACAAGCUUGUGGGCAGCAUCCCUGCAACGCUGGGACCACUGAGCCAAAUGAAUUUACUGGACCUUUCAAACAACCAGCUGUCAGACAUGCCUUCCACUUUGUUUGCACUUAGCCGAUUGUCCUACAU